CAAUAAUCUCCGCGCUAACGACGCAGUCCCGCCACUUCAAACCUUGCGAUAUGAUAUAAGUAAUCCGCCUUCAGCUUCUCGCCUAGCGACAAGAUCCUCACCAUGGCUCCCUCCGCGACCGCCGACAUCCCUCUCCCGUCUGGCCGCAACUCUCCCAAACCUCCGCCGGCGAAGAUAUGGAGCGUGAAUGAGCCGCCUUUUUUGGGCUUCAAGCCUAUAGAUAAGGAGGGAUAUGCGCGCAGUAAUCGCGAGACUGCCAUCGUCAUUGACAAUGGCUCUUCCGCAGUCCGCGUGGGGUGGUCCUUCGACUCAAAGCCACGACUAUCGCUGCCGCCGCUUAUGGCUAGAUACCGCGACCGCAAGCUCAAUCGAACCUUCACGUUUGUCGGAUCAGACGUCUACUCAGACGGCACAGCGCGAGGGCAGGCGAAGAACAUAUAUGAGCCCGGGAGCAACAUAGUGAACAAUUGGGACGCGAUGGAGGGUGUGCUAGACUACUGCUUCAUCAAGCUGGGGGUCGAUGGCAGGACAGGAGGCAUAGACAGACCCAUCGUCUUGACGGAGCCUGUCGCGAACCUGGGCUACACAAGAAAGACCAUGUCCGAGAUCCUCUUCGAAUGCUACGGCGCACCCUCCGUUGCAUACGGCAUCGACUCCCUUUUCUCCUACUCGUACAACGGCGGGCGCAACGGUCUUGUCGUCUCCUCAUCAUACACCUCCACCCACCUGAUACCCGUCGUCGACUCCAAGGCGCUGCUUUCGCAGACCACCCGCCUCAACUGGGGCCGUUUCCAAUCCGCCGAAUACCUCCUCAAACUCCUUCGACUGAAGUAUCCCGCCUUCCCGGGCAAGAUCAGCGAUCCACAAGCUGAGGACCUCGUGCGCGAUCAUUGCUAUGUAAGCAAGGACUACGAACAGGAACUAUCCCGUUACCUAGAGUGGACAGGCCUCGAAGACCGCGACCACAUAGUUCAGUUUCCCUACACCGAGCAAGUCGUGGUGCAGAAGACGGAGGAAGAGCUCGCGAUUGCUGCUGAGAAGCGCAAGGAAAGCGGGCGAAGGUUACAAGCGCAGGCGGCGAAGAUGCGACUCGAGAAGCUGAAGCGAAAAGAGGAGGAGCUGGAGUAUUAUCAACAGCUUCAUGAACAACUACAGACGGUGACAAAGAAGGAGGCGAAACGGAUACUGGAAUCAAAUGACUUUGACGAAGAGACCCAGCUGGAAAAGCGAGUCCGCGAACUCGAAAAGUCCAUCAAAAAAGCACGAAACAAGGACGUCGGCGACGUCGAAGAAGAGGCGCAAGAAGAACCCACCUUCCCUCUCCUCGAUACCCCUGACGAGCAGCUCGACGAAGAAGGCCUCAAGCAAAAGCGCCAACAGCGCCUCAUGAAAUCCAACUACGAAGCGCGCCAACGCGCCAAAGCCGAAAAAGAGCGCGAAAAAGCCCGCCUAGCAGAAGAGCAGCGCCUCGACGACGAGCGCCGCGAAGCAGACAUCGAAGGCUGGAGCGCAGAGCGCCGCAUCGCCCGCCAAGCCAUCAUCCAGAAGAUCAAAGACCGCGAGCGACUAAAAGCUGAGCUUGGGAAUAGAAAGUCGCUCGCCAACCAAAUGCGCAUGAAAUCCAUCGCGAACCUCGCAUCUGAUAACCCGACGAAGAAGAGGCGGAGAGGCGGCGCAGAUGACGAUACGUUUGGUGCCGACGACGCGGAUUGGGGCGUGUACCGCACGAUCGCGACUGGCGAGCAAUCUGACGACGAGGAAGAAGAGGAUCUAAAUAAGGCACUCAAGGACAUCGAAGCCCAGCUCCUCAAACACGAUCCCACGUUCACGGAAGAAUCCACGCGCGAGGCGCAGACAGACUGGACGAAGAGCAUUCUGCACGCCUUCCUGCACGGCCCCUACCCCUUCGAUCCAGAGUCACAGAAAGAAGCGCAUCAACUACAUCUCAAUGUCGAGCGCAUCCGCGUCCCCGAAGUAGUCUUCCAGCCUUCCAUCGCCGGCCUUGACCAAGCAGGCAUCGUCGAAAUAGCAUGCAACAUCCUCACAGAGCGUUUGGCCGACUCGCCGUAUCGCGACGACGUGCUCAAAGACAUCUUCCUGACCGGCGGGAACACCAUGUUCCAAGGCUUCGAGGAGAGGCUAGCUUCAGAGCUGAGGGCGGUGCUGCCAGCGGAUCAGGAGUUGAGGGUACGAAGAGCCAAGGAUUGUGUGCUGGAUGCUUGGAGGGGUGCGGCGCAGUGGGCAGCGAAGAAGGAGAGUAGACAGAACUUCGUCACUAGGGCCGACUUCAUGGAGAAGGGUGGGGAGUAUAUUAAGGAGCAUGAGUCGGGAAAUGCGGCAUUCUGAGGGGAGCGGCGAGUGGGUCCUUAUGAUUCUUUUGGUUUUUGGAUUACCGAUAAGUGGUGGGCGUUCUAUACUCUUUAUAGCGAAGGCAUACAUUUGGUCUAGGGUUCUAUUGAGCGUUGUGGCUCUCCUCGGCGGCUUCGGCGGACCAUACGGAAUGGAAAAGCUUUCAAAUGCAGAGUAGAGAAUGUUAUUCGUC
Messenger RNA from Trematosphaeria pertusa, 2542 nucleotides. Its product is annotated as actin-like ATPase domain-containing protein. The transcript has 3 exons. Bases 103 to 2346 code for a protein of 747 amino acids. Gene Ontology annotation, biological process: regulation of DNA-templated transcription. Gene Ontology annotation, cellular component: cytoplasm; Ino80 complex. Lineage: Eukaryota; Fungi; Ascomycota; Dothideomycetes; Pleosporales; Trematosphaeriaceae. The record is from RefSeq and is a predicted model, not a curated record.